AUGAUAGCCCAACUCUCCGCCAUCAUCGCCCUGGUGCUCCUCAGCACUGCCUCCGCCACCUCCCCAAACUUCCGCAUCUUCGACAGCACCGCAUACACCAACACCUCCAUCGGCUACGCAACCUCCAACAUCAACUGGAUCCCAAACUACGUCUGCAGCCCCCUGGUGGAAGGAGGUGCGCUCCCCUCGGCGACCCAAUGGCAGGCCAUCGUCCUCGACUGGAACGUCCACCCGGGCUACCCCCUCGUGCUCGACUGCGAAAACGUCUAUCUCACCUCCGCGUCCACGGCAGACCGCAACCUCGAGGUGAUGAAGACGCUGCAGACGUGGGCGGCCGACGUCCUCCCCGAGGGCCAGAUCAUCGGCUGGUACGGCCUCUCGGGAAACACGGCGGCGUCGCUCUACCGGCACUACAGGAGCCUCAUUGCCAACCACAGCAAUCAUGCCUUUUUUCCCUCGGCGUACACCUUUUCCAGUAGCCUGGCCACGUGGAACACGUCGCUCAACGCCGUCAUUGGCAAGGUCAAGGCCAUUGACGCCUCGCUGCCCGUGUGGCCGUUUGUCUGGCCGCAGUACCACAACAGCCCCUACGACUUCUACCCGGUUGAUCUCUGGCAGAGCCAGCUCCAGGUGCUGGCUGGGAACAGGGACGUCGACGGCUUCGUGAUAUGGGGUGGCAAGAACCACCAGGUGUGUGGCGAUGCGUGCCAGGCAGUCGCGGGCAGGCAGCCGUGGCUGGGCACGACGAGGUCGUUUCUCAAGACACUAUACGGAGUAUAUGGUGGGCAGCCACAGCGAAGCGGCGGCCAGGUCUUUACCGGGGCAUGA
Molecule: messenger RNA, 828 nt
Organism: Purpureocillium takamizusanense
Lineage: Eukaryota; Fungi; Ascomycota; Sordariomycetes; Hypocreales; Ophiocordycipitaceae
Exons: 1
Coding region: 1-828 (275 amino acids)
Source: RefSeq, a predicted model, not a curated record